CACGUGGUGCCCACUCGGCAUUCGCCUCCUAUAAACAAACGCUGAGCCGAUACUUCGAUUGCGUUCCUAUUCUAUCAGCUAUCCAUCCAUCCCAGCACAGCACAUCGAUCGAUCCAGUAGAAAGUUCAAGGCAGAGAGCAACAGAGGAGAAAGCUUAGAGUCGGCGGCCAUGGCGGGGCUGAUGGACAAGGCGAAGGGGUUCGUUGCCGACAAGAUCGCGCACAUGCCCAAGCCGGAGGCGUCGCUCGACAAGGUGUCGUUCAAGAACAUGACCCGCGACUCCAUCACCGUGCACAGCAACGUCAACGUCACCAACCCCUACUCCCACCGGAUCCCCAUCUGCGACAUCACCUUCUCCCUCAAGUGCGGCGGCAAGGAGGUUGCUUCCGGCACGAUCCCGGACCCAGGAUGGAUCGAGGACAGUGGCGAGGUCACCAAGCUGGAGGUGCCGGCCAAGGUGCCGUACAACGUCCUCAUCACGCUCAUGAAGGACCUGGGCAGGGACUGGGACAUCGACUACGAGCUGCACGUGGGCCUCACCAUCGACCUCCCCGUCAUCGGCAACUUCACCAUCCCGCUCGACACCGCCGGCGAGUUCAAGCUCCCCACCAUCGGCGACUUCUUCGGCGGAUCCAAGACCGAGGAAGCUGCUACCACUUAGGAAAUGGUCUGCUCCAUCUAGCUUGCUCUGCAUCUGCAUGGCCCAUGUAUGAGCAUGAUCACAGUAAUAAUAAUAUAAUAAGAUAAUAUGCAUGGUUCAGACGUCCUGGUGGUGGUUAUGGGGUUAUAUGUGUGAGGUGUUGGUGGAUGUGGCUUCCAGGGGAAGCCGGUUAUAAGGCAUGGUCUUCUCUGUUUGGGCAAGAAGAAACUAUGAACUAGUUGGAAAUAGGAUGGUCU
Lolium rigidum is the source of this 897-nucleotide messenger RNA. Its product is annotated as desiccation protectant protein Lea14 homolog. Bases 170 to 661 code for a protein of 163 amino acids. The transcript is spliced from 3 exons. Gene Ontology annotation, biological process: response to desiccation. The record is from RefSeq and is a predicted model, not a curated record. Lineage: Eukaryota; Viridiplantae; Streptophyta; Magnoliopsida; Poales; Poaceae. Gene Ontology annotation, cellular component: cytosol.